Molecule: messenger RNA, 5961 nt
Organism: Stegostoma tigrinum
Lineage: Eukaryota; Metazoa; Chordata; Chondrichthyes; Orectolobiformes; Stegostomatidae
Gene: pde6c
Product: phosphodiesterase 6C, cGMP-specific, cone, alpha prime
Exons: 22
Coding region: 191-2788 (865 amino acids)
Biological process (GO): signal transduction; visual perception
Molecular function (GO): protein binding; 3',5'-cyclic-nucleotide phosphodiesterase activity
Source: RefSeq, a predicted model, not a curated record
UGGAAAUUUUCACAGUCCAUUAAACCCAUUGCCUGCUGUCAACCUUGGAGCAUCGCAAGCUGCAGAAUUACCGAGUCAAAUGGGAUGCCUUGUGCCUGGAUCUGACUUGACAAAAGGAGCCCUGCCAAUUUCACCCCUUCUCUCCCAACCAACAGUGAUGCAAAUCUAAAACAGAAGCCAAACGGCCAACAUGGGGAGUGUUAACAAGGAAACAGUUGAACAAUACUUGGAGAACAACCCACAAUUUGCCAAGGAAUACUUUGACAGGAAGCUCAGGCCAGAAACGAUUGGCGCAAUCUUCAAUGGGACAAAGGUGGGAUUGGAGGGUGGGGCUUCCUUCAAAGACCUGUGCAAGUUGGAAGAGUCUGACAUUGUUUUUGAGCUGGUCAAGGAGCUACAGGAUGACUCCAAUGUCGAGAAGCAGAUGCACAAGGUACUGCAAAGGAUUGUCACUCUGGUCAGUGCAGACAGAGGCAGCUUGUUCAUAUUCAGAUCAAGGAAUGGUAUUGCAGAACUGGCCACAAGACUCUUUAAUGUGACCAGAGACUCCAGUUUUGAGAAUAAUCUUGUGCCUCCCCAAGGCGAGAUUGUUUUCCCUUUGGAUAUCGGGGUAGUGGGAUGGACAGCAAAAACCAAGAAGAUUCAGAAUGUUCCUGACGUUACAAAGGAUGCCCACUUUUCCGAAUUUGUUGAUAAACAGACUGGCUACACAACUGUUAACAUGUUAGCUGCCCCUUUGAUGCAGGGGAAGGAGAUAUUAGCAGUCAUGAUGGUGAUCAACAAAAUUGGUGAACUACAAUUCUCAAAAGAAGACCAAGAGGUUUUUACCAAAUACCUUAGUUUUGCAUCUCUAGCAUUGAAAUACUCACACUUGAGUUACCUCUACAACGUGGAAACUCGACGAUCCCAGAUCCUUCUGUGGUCUGCCAACAAGGUAUUUGAAGAGCUUACAGACAUUGAGCGCCAGUUUCACAAAGCUCUAUAUACAGUUCGCAUUUAUUUAAAUGUCGAAAGAUAUUCAGUUGCUCUUCUGGACAUGACUAAGCAAAAGGAGUUCUUUGAUGAAUGGCCAAUCCAGAUGGGUGAGGUACCUCCUUACAAAGGCCCGAAGACCCCAGAUGGCAGAGAAAUCAACUUUUAUAAGAUAAUUGACUACUUGUUGGUUGGGAAAGAGGAAAUCAAAGUCAUCCCGUCACCUCCAGCGGAUCACUGGUCCCUUGUGAGUGGACUGCCAACCUAUGUUGCUGUGAAUGGCUUUAUCUGCAACAUGAUGAAUGCACCAGCUGAUGAAUACUUCACUUUUCAGAAAGAACCUGUGGAUGAAACUGGCUGGACUAUAAAAAAUGUUUUGUCAUUGCCGAUUGUGAAUAAGAAAGAAGAGAUAGUGGGAAUAGCUACAUUUUACAACAGGAAAGAUGGGAAGCCAUUUGAUGAGUAUGAUGAACAGAUCGCUGAAACCCUGACACAGUUCCUGGGAUGGUCACUCCUGAACACAGACACUUAUGACAAAAUGAGUAAACUAGAAAGCAGGAAAGAUAUUGCGGCAGAGAUGCUAAUGUAUCAUUCUAAGUGCACCGACAAAGAACUUCAGACCAUUUUGAAAACAAAGGAGAAGUUGGACAAAGAUGUUUCAGAUUGUGAACAAAAAGAUAUGUUAAAGAUCUUGAAAGAAGAACUACCUGAGCCAAGUGAUGUUGAGCUCUAUGAAUUCCACUUCAGUGACUUGGAUGUUUCAGAAUUUGACCUAAUCAAGUGCGGAAUUCGGUGCUUCUUCGAAAUAAAUGCAGUCGUAAAGUUCAAGAUACCAGCAGAUGCAUUGACCCGAUGGAUGUACACUGUCAGAAAAGGUUACCGUGAUAUUACCUACCAUAAUUGGCGCCAUGGAUUCAAUGUGGGGCAAACUAUGUUUACACUUCUCAUGACAGGUAAAAUAAAGAAGUACUACACAGAUCUCGAAGCUUUCGCCAUGAUUACGGCAGCAUUUUGUCAUGACAUUGACCACCGAGGCACCAAUAAUUUAUACCAGUUAAAAUCACAAGCACCUCUAGCAAGAUUACAUGGGUCUUCUAUUUUGGAAAGACAUCACCUUGAAUACAGUAAAACGUUACUUCAGGAUGAGAGCAUAAACAUUUUUCAGAACUUGAAUCAACGUCAAUAUGAAACAGUCAUCCAUUUAAUGGAAGUUGCAAUUAUUGCAACUGACUUGGCCUUGUAUUUCAAGAAAAGGACAAUGUUUCAAAAAAUUGUAGACCAUGUUGAAAAAGCAGAGAGUGAAGAAGAAGCCAUAAAGUAUAUUUCUUCUGACCCAACUAAGAAAGAAAUUGUUAUGGCAAUGAUGAUGACAGGAUGUGACUUGUCAGCCAUUACUAAGCCAUGGGAAGUACAAAGCAAGGUUGCACUUAUGGUUGCUAAUGAAUUCUGGGAGCAGGGUGAUCUGGAACGAACAGUUUUACAGCAACAACCUAUACCAAUGAUGGACAGAAAUAAAGCAGAUGAACUCCCCAAGCUACAAGUUGGUUUCAUCGACUUUGUGUGUACCUUUGUGUACAAAGAAUUUUCAAGAUUCCAUAAAGAAAUAAUGCCGAUGUAUGAGGGGCUCCAGAACAAUAGAGUUGAGUGGAAAUUACGAGCUGAUGAAUAUGAUGCAAAGAUGAAGCUGAUUGAAGAACAAAGGAAGGAAGAAGAAGAAAUGGCAGUGAAGAAAGCAGCAAAUGGAGAUGUUGAAGCUGGAGAUGAAGGGAAGGAAGGCAAACGUGCUGGAAAAUCCAGAACAUGUGAAAUGUUUUAAAACUUUGUGAAUGGAUUCGGGCAUAUUAUAAACUGUUAACAAUGAUUCACCAAAAGAUUCAUUGGAUUAAUGUUCACCAAAUGUCUAAACAAUCAUUUUAAAAUAAUUUUGUUCUUGGGUGUACACCACUGGCAAGGCUAGUAUUUAUUGCCCAUCCCUAAAUGCCCUUUAGAAGCUGGUGGUGAACCACCUCAUGAGCACCUGCAGUCAGUGCACUAUAGAUAACACCCAGAGUGUUUGUUUCCCAUACAAGUUUGUACACAUCUAUGGUUUAUUAUUGCCAUUUCAGAGGGCAGUUAAGAGUUAACCACAUCUCUACACAACUGGAAUUGUGUGGUCCAGGCUAGGAGUGGCGAGCAGAUUUUGUCUCAUGAAUGAAUGAUGGCUUUUUAAAAUAAAAGUCCAGUAUCUUCAUGAUCAUUAUGAAUGGAACCACCACUGUACUUUGGUUGAAUUAUUAAUUAAGUACAUUUAAAUCCCCACCCCAAGCCCAGCCACAAUGCUGGGAUUGAACUCAAGCUCUAUUGCAUUAGUCAAGACCUUCAGACUACUAGUAAAAUUAUGAAAAUGCUGCCGUCCCUUAACAAGCUCAUGAACAGUCUGCAGAUAAACCAAUACUCCACCAGUUGCAUUAUAAAAUCAAUGCAAUGAGUUUCCAAGUUUAUCCUUUAUAGUCAGGGAGAUGUACAGCACAGAAACAGACCCUGUGGUCCAAUUCGUCCAUGCCGACCAGAUAUCCUACAUAAAUCUAGUCCCAUUUGCCAGCAUUUGGCCCAUAUGCUCUAAAUCCUGCCUAUUCAUAUAGCCACGCAGAUGCCUUUUAAAUGCUGCAAUAGUACCAGCUUCCACCACUUCCCCUGGCAGUUUAUUCCAUACACAUACCACUUUCUGCAUGAAAAUGUUGCCUUUUAGGAUCCUUUUAAAUCUUUCCCCGCUCACCUUAAACCUAUACCCUGUAAUUUUGGACUCCUCUACCCUGGGGAAAAGACCUUGACUUUUCACCCUAUCCAUGCCCCUCAUGAUUUUAUACUCCUCUUUAUUUAAGAAAAGGCACACAUUAAAUUUUAUGAAAAAUUGGCUGUUAUGGAUAGUUAAAUAGGAAGUGUCACCUUGAAGCAGAAUAAAAUUAUAGUUGAAUUGAAAAGUUUUGUGUUGCACAUUGGCUUGGUAUUUCUAUGCUUGAACACAGAAUGCUCAAUGUUCAUGACAAAAUGCACAAAAAGACCUAAGAAUAAAUAAAGGGGAACUUAUUGCAUUCAAUAUAAAUUUUUAGAAAUGGUAAUUGAGCAAUUUAAAAGAGACAAACCUCUGAGAUCUGAUAGCCUUAUUCAGGGUACUAAAAUAAAUGGUUGUAGAUAUUACAAAUGCAUUAGACAUAAUUUCUAAAACUCUCUAGAUUUGACAAUUUUGCUUUUGGAUUGGAGAAUUACAAAUGUCAUUUUAUUUUUAAAAAGAUGAGGGAGGAACCAUGAAACUACAGACCUGCUGAGUCAGUGUUAAUUUGGUAAAGUUACUGGAAACUAUAAUCAGUAGAAAAAAGGUGAGAAUGAGCUAAUCUGCAUUGGAAUGAGUGAGUAGGUGAGGAGUAAGUCACAUUUAAUUGGAUCAAUUUUUAAGACAUCUGUAAUAUGACAGAAAGGAAAUGGACUUUGAUAUUGUUUAUGCAGAUUGGCAUAAGUUAUUUGAUAAAGUUCUAUAUAAAGGCUUUUUGCAAAAAUAAAACUCAGCAAUUGGAGGUAAUUUUGCCCUGAGUUGGUGAACUGGAGAAAGAGGGCAGGGAUCGGAGAUGAAAAGAAUGCAUCUUGUUUGGCAGGUAAGUAGUGUUCCCCGGUGAUCUUGCAUAUUCAUGUUUGCUGAUGAACUACUUUAAGAGAGACAGUAAGUAGAUGAGAGCUGAACAGAACGAAGGGGUAAUAUCAAACUUGAGUAGUGGUAAAACAAUGUCAGAGUGGGGAAGCCUGAAAAUACUCUUCAGCAAAAGCAAAUUGGAACAUCAUCUCCAUGGUGAAAGACUGUUGAGGAGUAAACAUGACUCAAUCUGUAAAAAUCAUUGGAUAUGUUGUACCUACAUACUACCAAUGAAAUGUUUGUCUUCUUUGGAAAGUUGGAAAACAAAGGGAAUUAAACUUUGGUUUAGUUCAGCAGAACUUUAGUCAGACCUGGUCUAGAGUACUGUUCAAUUUUGGGCACCACAUCUUAGGCCUGGAGUGAGUACAGUGCAAGAACAGCAGAAUACCAUCUGAGCUUAAAGGGUUAAAUUAUAAGGACAUGUUGCACAAACUUAGUGGUGGAAUCCAGAACACAGGACCAGAUCAGUGCUAAGCCAGUUAUAAAUGAAAUCAGGAAACACUUCAAACAAAGCAAAGUGAAAACCUGGAUAUUCUCUAUGAAAAGCCUGCUGAGGCUGGUAGAAUUAAACUUUUCACAACUGAGAUUUGUGUUAGCUAAUAAUGUUAAGGAAAAUAGAUCAAAGUGUGAUUAUAUGGGGAAGUCUGACUGAAUGGUGGCACAAGCUUUAGGGAAGGAGAUUUAGUUGUGCUCCUAAAUAAAAUUGGUGCUGGAAAUAGUAGAACAAUCCACAACAAAGUUUAAAAAUCGCAAAGCAAAUAUUUUGAACUCUGUCACCUGUCAACAUUUUCUGAACAUUUAUAUCAUAAUCCUUUGUGUUUCAAAUAAAUCACAAUAAAUGUAUUGGGUAUUGUCUCCCAAAUCUAAACUGGCCAGCACUUUUCUCUAAUUAUGCCAGUUUUCUACGUUGAGGGCCAUGUAUCAUCAGCAGUUAUGGCUUCCAAAUAUCUUGAUCAAAGUGACUCUGCAUAUUUUACUACACAAUUAGAUGCAUUUCUCUUCUCUUUAAGGAAACAUAUAUCAUUGAAAAUUGACAUUUAUUGUGCAUAUGUUCAAAAGCUGACCUGUUGAACAAAUAACGUACUUUUACGUAGAGUAAAUGAUGUAAAAGGAGAUCUUAUAUUCAGGAGAAGAUGCAUUGCCAAUUUUGUGACUAUAUAGGCAUAUUUGCAUUAUCUGAGAUAAGGAUAUAUCUGUAAAGUGUAGCCCUAAGAUGUUACCAAUAUUAAUUAUUACACAGCAUUUGCAUUCUACUUACAAAGUUGUAUUGUGCACACAUUGCUCAUAUUGAAGAUAUUUAUUAAAUGAUCAUCUUUGGAACCUGA